AUGACUGGAAAUCUUUCAGAGAAGACAGUGGAAAACAAACCAACGGAGGCUUCGGAUGCCUUACAUACUUCUGAAGAUGGAGUCCGGAAUCCACUUGAUACUUUCGCCCCGAAAGUCGCUCCUAUUCAGUCCAUGCCGUCAUUUUCACUAUAUGAAGGGACUCACUCACCUGCGGAGUUGAACAAAAAUGAUGGGGUAAUGGUGGCAGAAGAGUUGGAGAAGCCAACUGAAUCUACGACUAAAAAGGGUGGUUUUCUCAUAGGAACUGUCCUUGCGGUUGCACUUGUUAUAUCUUUUGGAGUAAUUAUAGUUGGCGCUGCCGGUUUUGUCCCUGGACAUAUUGUUGGAUUCCAAGCCGUCACGCGAACUGCAGAGCUUAUUCAAAGUGAAGCUGUUAAAGGUGUUAUUAUUGUCAUGCGAUCAACUAUAUUACAGCUUCCUGAUUUUGCACACACAGUAACUGCCAAUUAUAUGCGGAACCAAACUGCAGGGUACACUGUAGACGCUUUCCCCUCUAAAUCUUCAGAUCUACUAUAUUCACUAUUGAGCGUUCUUUCAACAUUUCAAAAUACUAUAUCUUUUUUUAAAUUUAUGUAUUUGAAGGGUCUUUAUGGUGUUGCGACUACACCUUUUGACCAUUCUUUGACAGAAGAAGAUUAUCUUCUUGGUUCCAAUAGUGGAGAAAGCGUAGUUGCACCAGGAUAUGCAUAUAAUCCAACGACGUUGGUUCCCAUAGUACCUGAAUCACUUUUUAAAUGGGAUAUUCCUGCAGAGUUGGCGAACCCAGAUGGAGGGUUUAAAUCAAUCGUUGUACCAUGGGAAAACGAAGGGAGUCAAAGGCGCUGGCUUCCUGAUGAAAUGAAUACUACUGGUUUUUACUUUAACUUUGUAAUUCCCUUUAAUGUUAAUAAUUAUUCAGGAAUGUGUGAAGUAGCUAUGACAAGCAAUCGACUACUACAAGAUUCAAAAGCUCUCAUCACGACUUUGCGAGAAAACGGACGGGUUAUGGUUUUUGAUAUGAAACGGGAUGUCGUCAUUCUAGAUAGUUGGGGUGAACCUACUACGUGGUGGAAAGGUAAUCUCAGUGACGGUGUACAUUUUUAUCAUCUUUCACUUGGUGAAAUAAAUGACCCUAUUGCUCGUGCUGUUGUAGGUCAGAUAGAGAAUCGCAAGGACCAAGUCGAUUCCAUUGUGGAUAACACAGUGGAAAUGUCUUUCCCUUAUGACCAUAGUACUGUUAGAGCAAGUGUUGCACGUGUUACUGAUAAAAAUGGAUUGGAUGUUUUAUUAUCUGUUUCGGUUCUUCAAUCCGAUUUUGUUUCUGGAAUAGUUCAGGCACGUGUUAUUAUAAUUUCAGUAGUUGUAGCAAUUGUCGUAAUAUCAACCAUCAUCGCUUUUGUGGGAGCCUGUUACUUGGUUAAACCAUUGACACGUCUUGUUACAGCACUUAAGUUGGCAUCUAACUUGGAACUAUCAGGUGAUGAUAGUAAAAUGGUAAGCCGAUCAAGAAUAUUGGAAGUUGAAGAAAUUCAGACUGAUUACCUAAAACUAAGACGUCAAUUAUUGGUACUCCGAAAAUUCGUUCCAGAAGCUAUUUUGGCUCGUGUUGACUCAGCUUCUGAAGCAGGUGACAAUAUUUCACUCACGGAAGUGGGAAUUUCCAGUGUUGUAGGUGCCUCGCUUAUCGGAGAUGAUUCUACUUCUUCACGACCUGUACAAGGUGCAAAUGUAACUCGAGAUGUCAGACUAAACAGUGACAUCUUUAAAGAACAGUUAAAUGAAUUUUCACCUAAAUAUUGCACUGUUGUGGCUAUUGAAACACACACAACAAAACUAUGGGAAGACCAUAGAAAAUAUAUGAAUAUAUUGAUUUCUACAGCAACUGCACAUUCGGGUUGUAUUGAAAUACUUGGAACAGACACAACAGUUGUAAGUUUUGGUGCUCACGCGACAGUUCCAUUACAUUCAGCAAAGGGUGCCCGUUUUGCCUUUGAACUACUAAAUAAUCUUCUUCCUUACGAACGAGAAGCUAUUACCAUAGUGAUGGAGUCUAACGAAUUUUUAGUGGGAACAUGUGGCGCCAUGUCACGAAAUGCACGUGUCCUUUUUGGAACAGAAUACUUGUUUGAAUUGACAAAAGCAAUGUAUGCAGCUCGCUGCAAGAUUUCAGCAACUUCUGGUAUGGCUUCACAGUUACAGGGAUACCAAACUUAUCCUGUUGAUUGUGUUCUUACACCUUCUUUAAGGCUACCAGUUGUACUAUUUGAAGUACGAUUAAAGAAAAUGGGUGCCACACAGAUUUUGAGUUUAGUAAAGCAUUUUCGACUUGGAUUUGCAGCAAUGCGGCAAGGAAACUAUAAGCAAGCUAUAUCUCAUUAUCAACGAAUAGGAAGGUCUGAUAUUCAGGCUCGUCGAUUUAUUCGACUUUGUGCACAACACUGUAUGGACAAAGAUUCAUCACCAUAUGUUCGUAUAAUGGGAGAUUCAUAUGAUAUUCAGAGUCCUCUCCUCGACGAACCUGCAGAAGAAAUGGGUGAUGAACCGGUAGUUCAAAUGAAAAAAUCAAGUGAAGAAAAGUCUGCCUUUCAACAACAAAAUGACGAUAAAGAAUCAUCAGGGUCGAACAGUUCUGCGUUGUUUCAAAUGUAUAACUCAUCCUCCUCCUCUGAAUCUAUUCAAUCUCUUGCCGAUGGUUGUAAUGGAGCAGAUGAUGUGCCUAUUUCCUUGACAGAUAUGAACCAUAAAGUGUGGAUUCGUUCACUGAAAAAGAUCAGUGAGGGUGCUUUUAGUGCCGUUUUCCUUGGUAUGUCAGAAGAUGGCGUUCAGGUAGCGAUCAAGUGUAUCCCACGUCGGCGUCGUGAUAUCAUGCAAGAGUCUCUGGAGGCUGAGAUGAAUGUUGCGUCUAAGCUGCGCCACCCUAACAUUGUUCAAUAUGUUUCAUGCAGUGUGGUUCAAUCACACCUUGCUAUUAUAAUGGAGUACGUUCCUGGUGGUUCCUUGCACACAGUAAUAAAAAACUUUGGACGAGUGACUCCACUUGUUGCUCGACGAUUUACUGUAGAUAUUCUAAAUGGUCUAAACUACCUACAUGGGCUUGGGAUAGUGCACUGUGAUGUGAAGCCGCACAACGUGCUGCUUGGGAUGGAUGGUGUGUGCAAGCUGUCGGACUUUGGCUCGACCAUCUCCGAGGCGGCCGACAUGGCCCGCACUGCCGUUGAUGAGAUGACGCUGCGAGGGACGGCGCUCUACAUGGCCCCGGAGGUCGCCCGCGGCGGCCGCUGCACCCCGCAGUCCGACAUCUUUUCGCUCGGCAUUUCGCUGCUAGAGAUGCUGCUGGGGCGGCUGCCAUGGCGCUGGAGCAGCACCGCCCCGGAGGGAAGUGACGCGGCCGCCCUGCACACACUACUCCACCGCGAUACUCUCUUUGUGCAGAACCUCUCACGCGGUUAUCUGGAGCCUGAAGUGCCCGACUCACUGGACCGUGAAGUCGCCCUCUUUGUACGCGCUUGCUGCAACCCAGAUCCCUCCAUGAGGCCAUCUGCACUAGGACUCCUCUCAUAUGCUUUUAUACUAUAA
Messenger RNA from Trypanosoma theileri, 3576 nucleotides. RefSeq names its product serine/threonine protein kinase. The record is from RefSeq and is a predicted model, not a curated record. Gene Ontology annotation, molecular function: protein kinase activity; ATP binding. NCBI's taxonomy places the organism in Eukaryota, Euglenozoa, Kinetoplastea, Trypanosomatida, Trypanosomatidae. The transcript has a single exon. Gene Ontology annotation, biological process: protein phosphorylation. The coding region runs from base 1 to 3576 and encodes 1191 amino acids.